AUGUCCCGUCUCUCAGAUCUCUAUCCUCUUACCUUGCUGGAGAUUAACUAUCGAUGCCAUCCUCAAAUCUUGGAUUGGCCUGUAUCAGCUAUUUACAAGGACAAGAUCACCGCCAGCGAGCAGAAUGUUAUGGCUGAUCGUGUGGGUAACGCCUGGGAUACAUUCGUGUCCUCUCUUUACCAUUUCAAGCGUGCAGGGAGUACGUCCUGGUGCAACGACGAACAUAUCAGUGUCGUAAUCACCUUCCUGCGCGCACUGCAUACCGAUAGAUCCAGCAAUGAUCGGAUCGGCCCCAGUGAUGUUGUAUUGAUCUGUCCCUAUAAGGAACAGGUCAAGCGCGUCAAUCAGCGCUUUGCCCAGGAAGGCGUCAAAUACGACCGGUGUUUGACUAUCGACGGAUCCCAGGGUCAGGAGGCCAAUGUAAUCAUAUUCAUCUUCACUAAGCCUCGUACCAGUGACGAGAGCGAGGUUGGCUUUCUUGCCAGCUACCAUCGAUUGAACGUGGCGCUUACCCGCACGAAGAAGUUGCUUAUUCUCGUUGCGAAUCUCGGGAUUUGGAACAAGCGAUGGGCAGGGGCUGCCAAAAACGGCUCCACUCGCUACCUGGGUAGCUUCCUCACAGAUGCUUUUGCCAAGAAUGACAUUUUGAAAUGGGAGGGGACCAAGACCGUCACUGAGCGCGUCGAUGGAACCCAAAAGCCGAAGGCCAUCGUCUCCAUGCCAGCUUCUUCCAUGCGCAAAGCUCCCUCGGCCCCCAAAUCUGCUGCUCCACCGCGCAAAGCAUCCCCCGUUACCCGCCCACCGGCCUCGCCACGCAACGUGGAACAAAGCGGGGCCGUUGGUGUUGCCCCAGAUUCCAAGGUAAUCGGUGGAGAGGCCGUUAAGAUAACCUCGUCCCUGGAGCAGUUGAAGUUGGAUCGGGAGGCCUUGGAGGCUGAACAGAUUGCCAUGAAUGAGAGGUGGACGAUGCUGGACGCCAUGCUGGCCAAAUGGAAUGCUGAGUAG
Penicillium vulpinum is the source of this 1005-nucleotide messenger RNA. RefSeq lists its product as uncharacterized. The record is from RefSeq and is a predicted model, not a curated record. Gene Ontology annotation, molecular function: 5'-3' DNA helicase activity. The coding region runs from base 1 to 1005 and encodes 334 amino acids. NCBI's taxonomy places the organism in Eukaryota, Fungi, Ascomycota, Eurotiomycetes, Eurotiales, Aspergillaceae. The transcript has 2 exons.